Messenger RNA from Malaya genurostris, 4892 nucleotides. RefSeq lists its product as uncharacterized. Gene Ontology annotation, molecular function: nucleic acid binding. Gene Ontology annotation, biological process: DNA integration. Lineage: Eukaryota; Metazoa; Arthropoda; Insecta; Diptera; Culicidae. The transcript is spliced from 2 exons. The record is from RefSeq and is a predicted model, not a curated record. Bases 661 to 4875 code for a protein of 1404 amino acids.
UCUUUUAUCGAUUAUGUUGACUGAUUCAGGUCUGACACUAAAUAAAGCCUGAGAGCUGGCUCUCUUGUAUUUGAACAGCCUAACAGUGAACAGCUAUUUUUUAUUUCUCCGAUCAUUAUAACUGGCGACGAGUGAAAAGUGACCAGCGGUGGUGGUGGACGGUGUAGAACAAUUAAAAUAUAUAUAUAUAUAUUAUACUGACGGUGCCUAUAGUUUUGAGGCAAUUUUGUAAACGAAUUUAUUCAACAUUAUUGGAGCGUUACCAAUUCCGGUGUUCAGGAGGAGCGCUAAGAAAAUUGUGCGUGAAUUUUAUAAUUUUUCUCACUGCAGAAGACGGCGUACUGCAUGAUACGCCAUUUUGCACGCGGUUCGGAUAAUUGUUCUGAGCGGUAGCCAUCGCUACGGUGAGCGUUUGAUAGCGCUGUUCCAGCUUGUUUGGCUGUAAUAUCGACAACCAGGAUUAGAAAAUUCCAGUUGACUGGUGGAUUUAAAUUAAGACAAAAAUUAAAAAGGAAACGCUUGUGGAAAAAUUUUUUGCACGAUAGUUCCACUCAAGAUCGCUUUGUUGGCGGUUUAGGAGUGAGACAGGAAUAUUCUGGUAAGCGAAUUGUUUUAUUUCUUUUGUUUGAAUCUUUUGUGAUAAGCACUAUUGUUUAGGGUAUGGCUCAGUUUAAUAUGGCCGCUACCAUUGAACCUUAUCGUAAGGGUUCGUCCUUUACUGAGUGGGUUGAGCGUCUUGGAUAUUUUUUUUUGAUGAAUGAUGUGAAAAAUGAAAAUAAGAAAGCCCAUUUUAUUACCCUAAGCGGUCCUGCUGUUUUCUCAGAGCUAAAAUUACUCUUUCCCAACAACGAUUUAGCUAAUGUUGCUUAUGAAGAUAUGAUUAGUAAAUUAAAAUCGCGUUUCGACAAAACCGAAUCAGACAUAAUUCAGCGAUUCAAGUUUCAUAAUCGUUUGCAGAUGGUUGACGAAACUGCUGAAGAUUAUGUUCUUGCGGUGAAGCUUCAAGCCGAAUUUUGUGGGUUUGGGGACUUCAAGCAAGCGGCUGUUAGAGAUAGAAUUAUAUCUGGUAUACGUGACAAGGCGUUACAGCAAAGAUUACUCAAUGAAGAGAAAUUAACUCUUGAGUCUACUGAAAAAUUGAUUGCAACUUGGGAAAUAGCAGGGACCAAUGCAAAAACUCUUGGUAUAAAUUCAAAGGAAGAACAAAUUGCAUCGCUGAUACGAACAGAAAAAAAUCCAGGGUUCGCGUGUCGAAAAUUGGCUGCUGCUUUAGAUUCGGCCAAUAAAAUUGAAAGUAAUCCUUCAUACAAUAGAGUUUCAGUUAAAAGUCGUUUGGGUGGUAGCCCAUAUAAUAAAAACUGGAAAGGCUCUGCAUGGAAUAAGAAGGUACAUUUCCGGCCAGCGGAGUGGAGAAGAGGAGAGGAAGAUCAGCGAACGGAGAGCCGAUUCUGCGAUUUUUGUGGAAUAAGAGGACAUUUGAAACGCAAAUGUUUCAAACUGAAGAAUUUAAGGAAGGAAUCGGUAAAAUUCGUAGAUUCUACAGGUUCGGAUUCGUUAAGCAAACUGAUGGACAAGAUGAAAGCAAACGACUCGGACAGCGAUGAUGAAAAGGAUAAUUCAGGUGAUUUAGAAUGCAUGCAUAUAUUUUCUAUUCACAAUAUAAGCAAUCCAUGUUUGGUUGAUUUAUUUAUUGAGGGUAAAAGCAUAAAAAUGGAAGUAGAUUGUGGGUCAUCGGUUACGGUAAUGGGUAAAUACCAGUACUUUUCUAUUUUCACGAAUAAAUUGAAGAAAUCGAGCAAGCAACUAAUUGUUGUAAAUGGUGCAAAGUUGGUAAUUGAGGGUGAGGCGACGGUUAGAGUUGUAUUUAAGGGAAAAAAAGCUUUUUUAAAAUUACUGAUACCGGAUUGUGAUAAUGUUUUCACCCCAUUAUUAGGCCGGCCUUGGUUGGAUGUAUUUUUCCCAGAAUGGCGAAAUUUUUUCUCUCACUCGAUUUCUGUUAAUAAUGUUUCAUUAGAUGAUAGUGUCAAGUGUGCGGUUGUACAAAGUAUUAAAAGUAAAUUUGCCAAUGUUUUCACUAAAGAUUUUUCUACUCCCAUUAAAGGCUAUGAAGCUGAUUUAGUUCUAAAAGAAGAUGUACCGAUUUUUAAAAAGGCUUACGACGUUCCCUAUAGAUUGAGGGAGAAAGUUUUAGAUUAUUUGACGAAGCUAGAAAAUGAGAAAGUUAUUACUCCUAUAAAGCAAAGUGAAUGGGCAUCUCCAGUAAUAGUUGUCAUGAAAAAAAAUAAUGAGAUAAGGCUUGUAAUUGACUGCAAGGUGUCAAUUAACAAAUGUAUCAUACAAAAUACCUAUCCUUUACCUGUUGCACAAGAUUUAUUUGCGGGGCUUGCAGGUUGCAAGGUUUUUUGUGCUUUGGACCUUGAGGGGGCAUACACACAAUUAUCAUUAUCUAAUCGGUCCCGCAAGUUUAUGGUUAUUAAUACAAUUAAAGGGUUAUUUACAUAUAACAGGUUACCACAAGGGGCUUCCUCUAGUGCGUCAAUAUUCCAGCAUGUUAUGGAUCAGGUUUUAAAGGGAUUAGAAAAUGUAUUUUGUUACCUGGAUGAUGUUUUGAUUGCAGGAACUGAUAUGGAGGAUUGUAUCAGGAAAGUGUAUUUGGUACUGGACAGAUUAUCAGAAGCUAAUAUAAAAGUAAAUUUAGAAAAAUGCAAAUUUUUUGUAGCGGAAUUAGGUUACCUUGGGCAUGUUAUUAGUGAAAUGGGACUUUUGCCUUGCCCAGAAAAAGUUUUGACAAUUCAAAAGGCCAAAAUACCCAAAAAUGUGACAGAGUUGAAAUCUUUUCUGGGUUUGAUUAAUUUUUAUAACAAAUUCAUACCACAUUUAUCUUCAAAAUUGUAUCAUUUAUACAAUCUUUUGAGAAACAACGUUAAAUUUGAAUGGAAUGAUGAAUGCAGUCAAGCUUUUGAGGCUGGUAGGAAGGCUUUGCUGGCCACAAAAUUUUUGGAGUUUUUUGACCCAAAAAAACCUUUGGUGGUAGUAUCGGACGCUUCAGGUUAUGGUCUAGGUGGAGUAAUCGCUCAUUUAAUAGAUGGAAUAGAAAAGCCUAUUUGUUUUACGUCUUUUUCAUUAAAUAAUGCACAGAAAUCCUACCCUAUUUUACAUCUGGAGGCUUUAGCUUUGGUGUGUACCAUAAAAAAAUUUCACAAAUAUUUGUAUGGACAACGUUUUACAGUAUACACAGACCAUAAGCCUCUGGUUGGUAUCUUUGGUAAAGAAGGAAAAAAUUCCAUUCUUGUGACUAGAUUACAGCGCUAUGUCUUGGAACUUUCGAUUUAUGAAUUUGAUAUACAGUACAGACAAUCUGCAAAAAUGGGGAACGCGGAUUUCUGUUCGCGAUUUCCUUUGGAACAAGAGGUUCCAAGAGAUUUGGACACAGAAUUUAUAAGAAGCGUUAAUUUCGGUAAGGAAUUGCCAAUUGAUAGUGCUCAGAUUGCAUUGGAGACAAAAAAUGAUUCAUUUCUGCAAAAUAUUUCCAAAUUCAUGAUUAAUGGUUGGCCAAAACGAUUUGACAAAAGCUAUGUUAACGUUUUUUCAAAUCAACAUGAUUUGGGUAUUAUUGACGGGUGUUUGUUGUAUAAAGACAGGAUGAUAAUACCGCACAAAUUACAAAGCGGAAUUUUGAAACUUUUACAUGCCAACCAUGCAGGGAUUGUGAAAAUGAAGCAAUUGGCUAGACGAUAUGUUUUUUGGUUUGGGAUUAAUAAGGACAUUGAAAGUUUUGUGGCUUCUUGUGAUGCUUGUAAUGGUAUGGUGAUAGUACAUAAACCGAAGAUAACAUCUAAAUGGAUUCCAACGACGAGGCCGUUCAGUAGAAUACACAUUGAUUUUUUUCAUUUUUUACAAAAUACCUUUCUAUUGAUUGUGGACAGCUAUUCUAAAUGGAUAGAAAUAGAGUGGAUGAAAAAGGGUACUGAUAGUAAUAAAGUAUUAAAAAAAUUGGUAGCAUUUUUUGCUCGUUUUGGACUGCCGGAUGUGUUGGUGUCUGAUGGAGGUCCACCAUUUAAUUCUUAUUUCUUUGCAAGCUUUUUGGAAAGGCAAGGAAUUAAGGUAUUUAAAAGCCCGCCUUACAACCCAACAAGCAAUGGUCAGGCAGAAAGACUGGUUAGGACAACUAAGGAAGUUUUGAAAAGAUUCUUAUUGGAUCAGGAUGUUAAAGAUUUAGACUUAGAAGAUCAAAUAAGUUUUUUCUUAUUCAACUAUAGAAAUUGUUGUUCUACUUUGGAUGGUCAUUUUCCAGCUGAAAGAAUCUUUUCUUACGCGCCUAAAACUUUACUUGAUCUAUUGAACCCAUUGAAAUCCUACAAAAAACAACUAAUUAGCCAUACUUAUAAAGAUAAUUUGCCCAAAAAUAAUGAUGACGUAGGCAAACCGACUAAUGUCGUUUGUCCUGCAAAGGAGUCAACUGACCCUUUGGAUAGUCUGAUGGUGGGUGAUGAAGUUUGGUAUAAGAACCAUAAUCCUCACAAUCAGGCUAGAUGGAUAAAAGCAUCAUAUUCAAAAAAAUAUUCUCACAAUGUUUUUCAGAUAUUCAUUGGAAGCGUCGAAAUUAUGGCGCAUCGUCAUCAACUUCGGGUUGUUAGAGCUAGCGAGCGAAAUGUUCGGCCAAACGUGGUGAUUUCCACUUUGGUUUCGGAUGGAUCUAAAGGAUAUGCGGAAGAUAUUGUCAGUGAGGAGGAAUUUUGCGGAUUCCCUGAGGACGAUCGAGUUCCAGGAACUAAAAGGAAACAACAUGAGGCAGGAAUCUGCCCAACCCAACAGCAACUUCGACGAUCGAAGCGAGUUCGAAGAGCAAAAUUGGAUAAUCGUUUUGAAUAUUGAAAGUUUCAAAAGAUAGU